Penaeus chinensis is the source of this 935-nucleotide messenger RNA. RefSeq names its product serine/threonine-protein kinase Nek7-like. Gene Ontology annotation, biological process: protein phosphorylation. Gene Ontology annotation, molecular function: ATP binding; protein kinase activity. The record is from RefSeq and is a predicted model, not a curated record. NCBI's taxonomy places the organism in Eukaryota, Metazoa, Arthropoda, Malacostraca, Decapoda, Penaeidae.
AGUAAAAUAUUCCUUAUACACAAGCUUACAUAGUCCGUUUCGUCUCUCGCCAUCGUCGUGGGCCACUUUCAAGGGGCAUGGGCACAGUGUCGACCGAAGAGGUCGUCGAGGCGAGUGGGUUUCAUUCAGUGCCUUGGCGGAGACGCGGCCGGAGUGGAGGAACGUUUAUGUAUGGUUUUUAACCAUACAUGAUGGAUGACAAUGCCUCUGAGCUGAUCAAGCUCUCUUCAAGUGAAUCCAUCUAUGGCACGCUUGCUAAUUUCGAGUUUGAGAAGAAGAUAGGAAAGGGCCAGUUCAGUGUAGUCCACCGAGCAAGAUGCAAGAUCGACCAGGCUGUGGUAGCUUUGAAAAAAGUCCAGAUCUUCGAGAUGAUGGAUUCAAAAGCAAGAUUAGAUUGCAUGAAAGAAAUUAAUCUAUUACAGAAACUGAAUCAUCCCAACAUCAUCCACUAUCUUGCAUCCUUCAUUGAAGACAAUGAACUCAACAUCGUGUUUGAGUUGGCUGAUGCUGGAGAUCUAUCUCGUAUGAUUCGACACUUCCGUAAGCAGCAGCGUUUGAUACCAGAGAGGACAAUAUGGAAAUACUUUGUGCAGUUGUGUUCUGCCCUCGAUCACAUGCACUCGAAGAGGAUAAUGCAUAGGGAUAUCAAGCCAGCUAAUGUCUUCAUCACAGCACAAGGCAUAGUGAAGUUGGGAGAUCUAGGGCUCGGCAGAUUCUUUAGCUCAAAGACCACGGCAGCACACUCUCUCGUUGGCACUCCAUACUACAUGAGCCCAGAGAGAAUUCAUGAGCAUGGCUACAACUUUAAGAGUGAUAUAUGGUCUCUUGGAUGUCUGCUGUACGAGUCCUCUGAAAGAGAAUAUAUGAAUAACAAUACUGACUUGGAGGCUGCAACAUUACCUCCCAACUUGAAGGCCAAAGCAGAGCUGUGCUGA